GCACACAAGCGCAGCCCCAAACAACGACAUGCUUUGGAUGCCAUUUUACUUUCCUCCGUAGACUUUGCUCGUCAAAUAAUGGAACUAAUAAGCAUACGGCGUGACGACAUUCCAGAACCUAUCCUCCUCCCCGUCAGUGCCUAUCAAGACAACUGGGCACAGAUCGUCCUCCGAAUCGCAGAAUGGAAUCGAUUGGACAGACACGCAGAGAAAUUGACCUUCUUCCUCGAUGACAGUCCUUUUGAAGGCUCUAAUGUGAAGGAGUUGAUAGAGAGGACAAAGACAAAUCCACUUGUCUUUCGGAUAGAUUUAAGAGGCGCUGAAACACCUGUAUCGCGGACGCCGAUCGCUGCCACCCCGGUACCUCUACUCGGAGACGAUAGCACACCUAUUAAACUGGAGCAGAGGAGGGAAGCGAGCUCAAGCCGGCAAUUUACGACUAUCCGGGUUGGGUCUACGCCGUCUCCGUUGUCACCUCUGGUACGUGAACCCAUCUCUCAGAGAAGUAUACGAGAUAGCGAAGGCCUGCCGACAUCCCCCAGCGUACAACCGGGUUCAAGUGCAACGCCAGAUAAUCAUAGAACCCAUCAUCCUGACAACCUCCCCAUCAUAGAGCUUCCCCGACGACACUCCAUAAACCUUCACGACGCCAUUUCCGAGAUUUCAGCCAGACUCCUCGCCACACAGGGUGCUGUAAGUCACACGACGCACUGGAUGCAGGAAUGUCUACAUCGUAAUAGCAUCCGGGCCACAAUCAAGAGCAUUGCUGCGGAACUGACGAAUUUCGUUUCAUCUGGACACUAUCACUACCACAGUAAGGGCAAGCUUUGGAGACCGACUGGAAAACAUUUUGAGGAGCUGCCUUUAGCAACGCCUUCCUCCCAGCGAACACGGCAAGUUGUUGUUGAAGACGGGGUCUGUGGCGAGUGUAAGACCAUGGACACACCGAGAUGGCGGAGCGGGGAGAUGGGGGAGGUGCUAUGCAAUGCCUGCUGGCUACGAUGGAAGACGAGAGAUCUGUAGGCAGCUUUGUGCACGUAAACAUGCGAAUUGACGCAACUGGCAAGACAACGGUGAAGAGAGACCGUUUUGAUGGAUGGUUUGCUGUGGAGAAAAUGAACAUCCAAACAAAGGCGCUUAGAGAAUUUUGCGCAAAGAGGGGAUACUAUUAGGGUGCGCUGAUAUGCCCGACAAGCAUACUCUACAUAUGAGGUGUUAUGCCAAAUUUCCGUAAAUAAAUCCUUGAUAUGCUCCCA
Spizellomyces punctatus DAOM BR117 is the source of this 1256-nucleotide messenger RNA. RefSeq lists its product as uncharacterized. The transcript is spliced from 3 exons. Gene Ontology annotation, molecular function: zinc ion binding; sequence-specific DNA binding. Gene Ontology annotation, biological process: regulation of DNA-templated transcription. The record is from RefSeq and is a predicted model, not a curated record. Bases 79 to 1023 code for a protein of 314 amino acids. Lineage: Eukaryota; Fungi; Chytridiomycota; Chytridiomycetes; Spizellomycetales; Spizellomycetaceae.